This is a messenger RNA of Chlorella variabilis, 6477 nucleotides long. RefSeq lists its product as hypothetical. Lineage: Eukaryota; Viridiplantae; Chlorophyta; Trebouxiophyceae; Chlorellales; Chlorellaceae. Gene Ontology annotation, molecular function: glutamate synthase (NADH) activity; FMN binding; flavin adenine dinucleotide binding. The transcript is spliced from 47 exons. The coding region runs from base 13 to 6477 and encodes 2154 amino acids. The record is from RefSeq and is a predicted model, not a curated record.
CCUGACCGCCUAAUGCAGGUGGUGAGCAAGCACUCUGCCAUCCCUGAGGCCCAAGGCCUGUUUAAUCCGGAAAAUGACAAGGAUUCGUGCGGCGUGGGCUUUGUGGCAGAGCUGUCCAAGGAGCCCCAGCGGAAGACGGUGACAGAGGCGCUGGAGAUGCUCAAGCGCAUGUCGCACCGUGGCGCCUGCGGAUGCGAGGUCAACACAGGCGACGGCGCCGGCAUCCUGGUGGCCAUCCCCCACCUCUUCCUCUCCAUGGUGGUGGAAAAGGAGUGCGGCAUCGAGCUGCCGCCGCUGGGCGACUAUGCUGUGGGCCAGGUGUUCCUGCCGCACGACGAGGAGACGUACGAGAAGGCCAAGGCCGCCAUCCACAAGGUGGCAGCCAACCAGGGCCACACCGUGCUGGGCUGGCGCCGAGUGCCCACGGACAACAGCACGCUGGGCGACAGCGCGGUGAAGACCGAGCCCGUGGUGGAGCAGUUCUUUGUGCUGCGCGCCGCCAACGAGGGCGAGCGGGUGCUGCCGCUGGAGCGCCAGAUGUACGUGCUGCGCAAGCUCAUUGAGCACCGCCUGCGCACCAGCGGGCUCACCGAGGACGACUGCUACUUCUGCUCCCUCUCCUCCCGCACCAUUGUGUACAAGGGCCAGCUGACGCCCGAGCAGGUGCCGCUGUACUACCUGGACCUCCAGUCAGAGCACUUCACCUCCUACAUGGCCCUGGUCCACUCCCGCUUCUCCACCAACACCUUCCCAUCCUGGCACCGCGCCCAGCCCAUGCGCAUGCUGGGGCACAACGGCGAGAUCAACACGCUGCGCGGCAACGUCAACUGGAUGAAGUCGAGGCAGGGGGUGAUGAAGUGCGAGCCGCUGGGCCUCAGCGAGCGCACGCUGCAGAAGCUGCUGCCCAUCGUGCCCGCCUCCCAGUCCGACUCCGGCUCCUUUGAUGCGGUGCUGGAGCUGCUGGUGCGCACGGGGCGCGACAUCGCGCAGGCCGUCAUGCUGAUGAUCCCAGAGGCCUGGCAGAACGACAAGCUCAUGCCCCAGAAGAAGGACUUUUACAAGUUCCACAGCGCCAUCAUGGAGCCCUGGGACGGCCCCGCCCUGGUGGCCUUCACAGACGGGCGCUUCAUCGGCGCCACGCUGGACCGCAACGGGCUGCGCCCCGGCAGGUUUUACGUCACCAAGACCGGUCGCGUGAUCAUGGGAAGCGAGGUGGGGGUGGUGGACAUCCCGCCCCAGGAUGUGGAGAAGAAGGGGCGCCUCAUGCCCGGCAACAUCCUGCUGGUCGACUUUGACGCACACUCCGUCAUCGACGACGAGGAGAUGAAGAAGCGGUACAGCAGCGCCAAGCCGUACGGCGAGUGGCUGGCACAGGAGGUGGUGACCGUGGAGCAGAUUGCGCGCAGCGUGCCCGACAAGGUGCUCAUCCCUCCUCCAAUCCGCGAGGCCACCCCCGCCUUUGACGCCACCGCGACGAACGGCAACGGCAACGGCGCGCCCACCAAGGGCGUGUCGCGCCUCAUCAAGCCCCUCAAGGCCUUUGGCUACACGGUGGAGACCCUGGAGGUGAUGCUGGCGCCCAUGGCCAAGGCCGGCGCCGACCCGCUGGGCUCCAUGGGCAACGACGCGCCGCUGGCGCACAUGAGCCAGCGCCCCAAGCUGAUGUACGAGUACUUCAAGCAGCUCUUUGCUCAGGUCACCAACCCCGCCAUCGACCCCAUCCGCGAGAAGUUUGUGACCAGCCCGCGGUGCAUGGUGGGCCCCGAGGGAGACAUCAGCGCCCCCGUGAGCCCCGGCCAGGCCAACCGCCUGGACCUGCACUCCCCUCUGCUCAAGCCCGAGGAGCUGGAGGCCAUCAAGGCGAUGAGCUUCCGGGGCUGGGAGACGCGGGUGGUGGACUGCACCUGGCCCGUGGCCGAGGGCGCCGCCGGCCUGGUGGAGGCGCUGCAGCGGGUGGCUGAGGAGGCUGCGCAGGCCAUUGACGACGGCUUCGACUUUGUGGUGCUGUCUGACCGCAACGCCGGCCAUGACCGUGUGGCCAUGAGCAGCCUGAUGGCGGUGGGCCACGUGCACCACCACCUGGUCACGCUGCAGAAGCGGUCCCGCGUGGGCCUGGUGCUGGAGACGGCCGAGGCUCGGGAGGUCCACCACUUCUGCCUGCUGCUGGGCUACGGCGUGGACGCCAUCUGCCCCUACCUUGCCUUUGACACGCUGUCGGCGCUGCAGGAGGACGGACACAUCCCGCCCAACAUGACGCAGGAGAAGAUGCGGGACAACUACAUCAAGGCCGUCACCGACGGCAUCCUCAAGGUCAUGGCCAAGAUCGGCAUCUCCACCAUCGCCUCCUACAAGGGCUCCCAGAUCUUUGAGGCGCUGGGCCUGGGCGCCGACGUCAUCCGCUCCUGCUUCACCGGCACCGCCUCCCGCAUCGGCGGCGUGUCGUUUGAGCAGCUGGCCCAGGACCAGCUGCGCCUGCAUGCCAUGGCCUACGGCCGCCAGGAGCGCGACCUCAUGCUGCCCGACCCGGGCGACUACCACUUCAGGUCCACCGUUGACCACGAGGUGCACCUGAACGAUCCCAUCGCCAUGGCCAAGCUUCAGGAGGCGGCGCGCACCGGCAGCACCGCCGCCUACAAGGAGUACUCCAAGCUCACGCAGGAGCUGAACAAGCAGAUCAACUUGCGCGGCAUGCUGCGCUUCAAGAAGGCGGCCACCCCGCUCGCGCUGAACGAGGUGGAGCCCGCCAAGGAGGUUGUGAAGCGCUUCUGCACGGGUGCCAUGUCCUACGGCUCCAUCAGCCUGGAGGCGCACACCACCCUGGCCAUCGCCAUGAACGCGCUGGGAGGCAAGAGCAACACGGGUGAGGGCGGGGAGAACCCUCGGCGCCUGGUGCCCAACCCCGACGGCUCGCACAACCCCAUGCGCUCCGCCAUCAAGCAGAUCGCCUCGGGUCGCUUUGGCGUCACCGCCCACUACCUCACCAACGCCGACGAGCUGCAGAUCAAGAUUGCGCAGGGCGCCAAGCCCGGCGAGGGCGGCGAGCUGCCUGGCCACAAAGUGGCGGGCGACAUUGCGGUGACCCGUAGCUCCACCCCCAGCGUGGGCCUCAUCUCCCCGCCCCCGCACCACGACAUCUACUCAAUUGAGGACCUGGCCCAGCUGAUUUACGACCUGAAGAGCUCCAACCCGGCCGCCCGCGUCAGCGUGAAGCUGGUGUCGGAGAACGGCGUGGGCGUGGUGGCCUCGGGCGUGGUCAAGGGCCACGCCGACCACGUUUUGAUCAGCGGCCACGACGGCGGCACCGGCGCCGCCAAGUGGACCUCCAUCAAGGCGGCUGGCCUGCCCUGGGAGCUGGGCCUGGCUGAGACCCACCAGACCCUGGUGGCCAACGACCUGCGCGGCCGCACCGUGCUGCAGGCUGACGGGCAGAUGAAGACGGGCCGCGACAUUGCGGUAGCGGCGCUGCUGGGCGCCGAGGAAUUUGGCUUUGCCACCGCCCCGCUCAUCGCCAUGGGCUGCAUCAUGAUGCGCAAGUGCCACACCAACACCUGCCCCGUGGGCAUCGCCACCCAGGACCCUGUGCUGCGCGCCAAGUUUGCCGGCCAGCCGGAGCACGUCAUCAACUUCUUGUUCAUGGUGGCAGAGGAGAUGCGCGAGUACAUGGCGGAGAUGGGCUUCCGCACUGUGGAGGACAUGGUGGGCCACGCCGAGAUGCUGGAGGUGGAUGAGGAGGUGGUGAAGGCCAACCCAAAGCUGGCCAAGGUGGACCUGUCCAAGAUGCUGACCCCCGCCGCCAGCCUGCGCCCAGGCGCGGCCCAGGUCUGCGUGCAGAAGCAGGACCACGGGCUGGAGACGGGCCUGGACGGCAAGCUGGUGCAGCUCUGCUCCGCAGCGCUGCCCGACCCCGGCAGCGACGCCAAGCCGCAGGCGGUGUAUGUGGAGACGGAGGUGGUGAACACGCACAGGGCUGUGGGCACCACGCUGUCGCACGAGGUGACCAAGCGGUUCGGCCUGGAGGGCCUGCCCGAGGGCACCGUGCACAUCAAGCUGUCGGGCCACGCAGGCCAGUCGCUGGGCGCCUGGCUGUGCCACGGCAUCACGCUGGAGCUGGAGGGGGAUGCAAACGACUACGUCAGCAAGGGCCUGUCUGGCGGCGUGAUUGCGGUCUACCCGCCGCGCGAGUCCACCUUUGCCGCGGAGGACAACAUCAUCGUGGGCAACGUGGUGCUGUAUGGCGCCACCCGCGGCGAGGCCUACUUCCGCGGCGUGGCCGCCGAGCGCUUCUGCGUGCGCAACUCGGGGGCGCACGCGGUGGUGGAGGGGUGCGGCGACCACGGCUGCGAGUACAUGACGGGCGGCACCGCCGUCGUGCUGGGGCGCACCGGCAAGAACUUUGGGGCGGGCAUGAGCGGCGGCGUGGCCUUUGUGUACGACCCACAGCACCGCUUUGCGCCGCUGUGCAACGUGGAUGUGGCGCAGGACCUGUUCCCGGUCGAGGACGGCAAGGACCUGACCCACCUUCGCUCCCUCAUCCAGCGCCACGUCAAGUACACCAACUCCACCGUGGGGCGACGCCUGCUGCUGGACUGGGACACCGAGAGCCGCAACUUUGUGAAGGUGUGGCCUCGCGAGUUCCGCCGCGCCGUGGAUGAGGCCGCAAAGCUCAAGGCGGCGCAGGCUGCCGGGGCGGAGGUGCUCAAGGACACCAGCGGUGUGGAUGCCUUUGAGGAGCUGAAGAAAAUGGCGGUGGAGGUGGUGAAGCGCGAGCCCGCCAUCAUCAACACCCUGCUGCCAGCCGCGGCGAAGAACGGCAACGGCAACGGCAACGGCGCAGGGCCUGUGUCUCCCGAGGAGGCCAAGCAAUACUUUGCCAAGCUGCUGCGCGACGCCACCGACGGCCUGCCCGUGGCCGGGCGCAAGCCUGUGUGGGAUGCGGGGCGCCCCACCGUGGUGUCUGACCUGUCGGCGCAGAAGCCGCGCGGCUUCAUCACGUACGAGCGCGAGCCGCUGCCCUACCGGCCUGUGGAGGAGCGGGUGGAGGACUGGAAGGAGGUGCACGCGCACCUGCCCGCCGAGAAGCAGGCCCAGCUGCUCAACACGCAGGCGGCCCGCUGCAUGGACUGCGGCACGCCCUACUGCCUCAACAAGACCACCGGCUGCCCGCUGGGCAACCUGAUCCCCGAGUGGAAUGCGCUGGUGCACCAGGGGCGGUGGCAGGAGGCGCUCAACCGCCUGCUGGAAACCAACAACUUCCCAGAGUUCACGGGCCGCGUGUGCCCUGCCCCCUGCGAAGGCUCCUGCGUGCUGGGCAUCAACCAGAACCCGGUGACCAUCAAGACCAUGGAGGUGUCCAUCGUGGACAAGGGCUUUGAGGAGGGGUGGAUCAAGCCCCGCCCGCCCACGGUGCGCACCGGCAAGCGCGUGGCCGUCAUUGGCGGCGGCCCCGCCGGCAUGGCAGCCGCCGACCAGCUGAACAAGGCUGGGCACAGCGUGACCGUGUUUGAGCGGUCUGACCGCGUGGGAGGCCUCAUGAUGUACGGCGUUCCCAACAUGAAGACCGACAAGAUCGACAUUGUGCAGCGGCGGGUGGACCUGAUGGCUGAGGAGGGGGUGCGCUUUGUGACCUCUGCCCACGUGGGCAGGGAGGUGGACAUGGCCGAGAUCCGGGCCGCCAACGACGUGGUGGUGCUGGCCGCGGGCGCCACCAAGCCGCGCGACCUGCCCAUCGAGGGCCGGGGCCUCAAGGGCGUGCACUUUGCCAUGGAGUUCCUGCACGCCAACACCAAGUCGCUGCUGGACAGCAACCUGCAGGACGGCGCCUACAUCUCCGCCCAGGGCAAGAAGGUGGUGGUGAUUGGCGGCGGAGACACCGGCACAGACUGCAUCGGCACCAGCGUGCGCCAUGGCGCCACCCAGGUCGUCAACCUGGAGCUGCUCAGCAAGCCGCCCGAGACGCGCGCCCCCAACAACCCCUGGCCCUACUACCCGCGCGUGUUCAAGGUUGACUAUGGCCACGCCGAGGCGGCCCACGUGUACGGCCAGGACCCUCGCGUGUACGAGGUGCUCACCAAGCGCUUCAUCGACGACGGCGAGGGCAACCUCAAGGGCCUGGAGAUUGUGAGCGUGGAGUGGCGGCCCGACCCCGCGGGCGGCCCCCCCAAGUUUGCCGAGGUGCCCGGCAGCGAGCGGGUCAUCGAGGCCGACCUGUGCAUGCUGGCCAUGGGCUUCCUGGGCCCAGAGGCCACGCUGGCGGAUGCCCUGGGCAUCGAGCUGGACCCUCGCUCCAACUUUAAGGCCCAGUACGGCGAGUUUGCCACCUCCAUGGAGGGGAUCUUUGCUGCGGGAGACUGCCGGCGCGGGCAGUCCCUGGUGGUGUGGGCCAUCGCCGAGGGGCGCGGCGCCGCCGCCGCUGCUAACCGCUUCCUGGCCACCCAGCCCGCCAAGCACCCGGAGGGCGCCACCCGCAGCCAGGGGUGA